Molecule: messenger RNA, 6244 nt
Organism: Bombyx mori (domestic silkworm)
Lineage: Eukaryota; Metazoa; Arthropoda; Insecta; Lepidoptera; Bombycidae
Exons: 7
Coding region: 221-2437 (738 amino acids)
Source: RefSeq, a predicted model, not a curated record
GAAAUGUCAAGCAGUUGUCAAAUAUUCUUUGAUAAAAAUUACGGAUUUGUUUGUUAUUAUUUUAGAAUUAUUUUAGUGUAGUUUGCCGGGCGCAUUUAACUUAUAAACGUUAUGGGUUUGUUUAGAAUAUCGACUCAUUUGAUCCCUACUUUGCAUAACCAACCUUAAAUAAAGUUUAAAGUGUGGAACAACGGUUACGUUAUACUUGUGAAUUGUGAUCAUGGAACCUCAUCAAGAAUCGUCGUCAUUGAUAAGCUCAAAUACUUUAGAAUGUAAUGGCGCAAAGGAUAUAAAAGGAAAAGGGAGUCCCGUACAAGGAAGUGACAAUACGAACUUGGAAAAUAUGUUUACAUCGACUCCCAAUCAAAGUUCAAGUCUUUUGUCGCUAAACGGACCUAGAUCAAAACAAACCAAUUGUUUAUCGUAUAAUGAAGUGGUUUCAUCGAAUAGCUUAGCUGAAAGUAACGCAGAGAGUUCAAAAACUGUAUGUACAAAUCAGUCAAAUGUGAAGAUGAAUUCGUGUAACGACAAAGACGUAAUUUCUUCGAAAAAGGUGUACGAUAACGGAGUUGAGCUCAACCAAGAUGUGUUGUCAUGUCAAAAACACAAGAUUUGUCAAGAUCUGGCUGCCAACAGCCCUAACGUUCCCUCAACAAGUGGUAUUAACAGAGUUAAUGAACCUGACAGUAAUUGCAGAGAAAGCAGAAAAAGACCUUCCAGUUUAAAACUCAACAGGCCUAAUUUUGAUGCUGAUGAUAGUUCUAGUGAUACAGGUAAUGAUGAUUAUUCUUUAGGCUCUGAAGAUGGCUGUAUAUAUACAUAUAGAGGUGGUGAGCAUUUGGCUGAUCUACCAAGUUCAUUCUUCAGCUUGGAUAUGGGGCUGCCACUGGAUAAUCAUCUACCCUUGCCGCCAAAUUACCCUGUUCCACAGCAAGGCCAAAGAGAGCAAGGUUCACGUGCCUCUAGUCCAGAUAUGGAUUUCCUUGAAAUGGAUUUUGACCCGGGGCCUUCUUGCGAAAUGGAUACUGGUGAUGAAUCCAUACCGGAUGCUGAAAUAGAAGCAGCUAGUAACAUGCCAGAGGAGAAUGAACCAGUAAUGAUGUCACCUUCACCAGAAAAUGUUUCAGCUCCCAGAGCUAACUCAGUAAAUUUGCCAAGUGCUUCUUCGCACAAUGAUCUUGAAGCUUAUUCACAUGACAUACCAUCUACAAGUAACGAUAACACAGGGCAAGGGGAUGUGGUUGAGUCAACUAGUUUAUAUGGUCCUUAUAUAAUGCAAUCUAAUGCAAGAGGAGAGGAAUUAUUAGUCCGCAGGACUAUGUCACUUUGGCCAACCAGUGGACUUGCCUGUCAUCAUGCAACAACUGGAGACUUGGUUUGCCUGAGUGAAAUGUUAAACAGUGAUGAAGAAGAAUAUCCAGAUGGUAUUUUAUAUGAGUACCACAAAGGACACUCACGAAGAGUCGAUCCCAAUAAUUUAUCUUCUGUAUACCAUCUCAAAAUAGCUAAAAAUUCUACAGGAGAAAAGACGAAACCAGACAGUGAUAGUCACAUUCCAACUAAGGAGAAUGACACAACCGAACAGGCAACAACUUCAAGUAAUGUAUGUGCGGAGCUACCACGUUGCAUGGUCUGGUCAGAGCGAGAAGCCUGUGAGCGGCAGGUCACACAAAUCGGCACCUCAGCUUGUGGAGCGACAGCAGUUAUUAAUGUUUUUAUUGCUCUGGGUGUGCCAGUGAAUAUAGAAAAAAUCACCUCAGCUGUUGGUACAAGACUAAGAGCUAACAAUGCACCAAUACCAAGGUACAUUUUAAGCCGCGCGGUCGCCGGUUGUACUGCAGCUGAUUUGAUCACCGGCAUACAGAGAGCUUCUGACGGCCUGGUCACGGCGAGGUUUUUCCCAACCUAUCCUGAACGUGCCGUCUCGCUCUCGCACUGGUUAGCUGAUUGGAUAAGUUUAGGAGCAAUACCGAUCCUAACGCUAAAUCUUCAGAUGGGCUGUCAAGGAGACUUGCCAGAUGCGUGGCACCAUCAGAUGGUGUUUGGGGUGUCGCCUCGCGGAGUUUACUUGUGUAAUCCCGUGGAGUGUGUCCGCGAGCACGUCCUGUGGGCCCGACUGGUGUCGCCCUCAGUGCUACUAGUCCGCAGCCGGGACAUCCUUAGCAGAUACACUCCCGACACGGACCUCACGCCGCUCAUGUUUGUGCCAGAUCGGCGGUUUCACACGUACAAUGUCUUUGGUCAAGUUGUGAACUUAAUACGGGAAUGGCGAGCCGCCGGCUGGGUGGAACGUUCGACGAGGACUCGGCACGUGCGCGUCCCGGCCUCGUACCAGGCCGGCGUCACGGUGGCCGCCCUCACCGGCUCCGAGGCUCACCGGCGACUGAACGCGGCGCGACAGCUGCCCGUCAUAACGCCGCAGAACGAUCCGGAAUGAUCGAGAAGGACUACAGAAGCACAACUCAAAAAGACUUACGGUACGUUUUUUAAAAGUUCCAUCGUGUUUAUAGCAUCGAGGAAACUGCACUAUAAUAAAUAAAUAAAUAAAUAAUAAAUAUUUACUAACGAUCACGCCACGUUAGCUGGUCCCGUGCUAAGUUCAUAAAGAAUUUAACAAGUACCAACCAGGUAACGGAAAUAAAUGUAAGAUUUUUAUUAUACAAAUACAUAUAUUUAGUAUACAUGCAUCAUAAAUCAUAAACCUGGAAAAGACAUUUUAUAUUUAUCAUACAAACAUCCUACCUUGGCGGGAUUCGAACCCGCGACCCCCUUGUGUAGUGACCAUGUCACUUACCACUACACCAGACGGCUGAUAAACUAGUACAGUGUAAAGAGUAAAACAUCGUGUAAAUUAGACUCCUAGCAAUUAGAAUUGUCAAAGCGAAACUUAUUGUAUCUAUUGAUAUGAUAUUUAAAGAUUUAAGCGGAAAUAAGGUUUUUUGGAAGGAAAACAAUAUAAUAAAUAUAAAUACAUAUAAAAGUACACAAAAGAUAUCAUUUUGUGGUUUGAUGUCUUAAAUCAAUAAAAUACGAGAUGCUAUGGCUUGCUUCAUGGGAAUAUAGAUUCGUAUAGCAAGGCAGAGGCAAACAAUAUUAGAAAUGUAUUAAUUAUGUAACAAUAGAAAUAUUUAGAAUUUUCCAUGUUUUCCUUCCAGCAACAUCUUUCUAAACUGUACUUUAAAUAGUAAGACGAGGUAUGUAAACGGAGGCUGGUUUUUUGUAGUCAGCUAUUUUUGAUCAAAACGCGAAUAUUAAAAAAUAAUUUUUACAUUAAAGAAAACUAUGACAGUUGAUUACAUCUUGAUUGGCAUCUUAUAUUAUUUGUAAAUUGGCAACAUUGAAUUAAAAUGGAGGCUAAUUGUCGCAUCGUAAAGCAAGCACCAUAUUUAAGCCUUAUGUUAUAUAAUAAACAUAAUAAUAAACAUAUUGUUAUAAGAGUAUAUAUAGUAUUACCUUUGCUAAAGUAACUCGGGGAAGGAAUGUUUUUCCUUCCUCGAAUUACUAUAAUUUUUUGAGGAAUAAUACUGAUGCCUUGUGAAGAAGAUUGUAAAUCUGUCUAAACUGUAAUAUGUCUAUGAUAAAUUUGAUAAAAGCAUCAAAUUUAUCAUAGAACACGACUGAGAAGAAAAGACAUUUAUUCAUCCUCUAAACUUCAUUUAAGUCGAAAUAGAUUAUAAUAUAUUCAUAUUAUUAUCAUUAUUACAUGUAUUUUGAAUUUUCUUAACACCCCGUGAUUUUUUAUUUGCCCACGUAACAAUUUCAUUAUCUUACCACCGACUUUAUUGUUUUUGUUAAAAAACGAAACUCGCAUUAGCCCUUUGAUUUAACACUUUACACGCCUACACUUAAUGCAUACUGAUUCGUACCACAGCAAGUCAGAUGGCCGGUCCUUAUCUUUCCCGAUUGAAUGUAUGAAAUAUGAAUCAUUAUUAUUUAAUUAAACGAAAAUUUAUAUUAUCGAUGUCUAUUAUAAAAACUAGAUGAUGACCGAUGUUUUUUUUUUUGAUAACGCCAUGUUGUAUCUUUAAAGCGGUUAGUUGUCCUUAAUUAAGAAAAAUAGUAUUAUUAUUCGCCAAUAGAUGUCGGGAAGAGUUGAUUAUUGAAAACACGAAUAAAACAACAUUUUCUAUAAAUAAAUCGUAGCUAGAUCGAUUUAUCGCCCCCGAAAUCCCCUGUAUACUAAAUUUUAUGAAAAUCGUUGAAGCCGUUUUCGAGAUUCAGAUUAUAUACAUAUAUAUUAAUAUACAAGAAUUGUUCGUUUAAAGGUAUAAGAUAAAGGAUAAGAAUUUUAAUUUAAUACCUUUCUUCAAUAAACUUUUUCCGUGAGUAAAUAUAUUUUUCACAUUUAGAACACAUUUAUUUUCGUGUCAAUAACCUAAACAAAAAAAUAACCUAACAAUUUUUUUUUCCCGACUGUCGUUGAUACCAAUCUUUAGUGGACUUAAGCGAUGAUCCUUUCGUAUUAGUUGUUGUUUCUGGUUGUUCAUGAUUUUCUCGAAGGUUGGCGGCAAGUUCAACUGCUAACCGGAGUAAGGAAAAUGUUUUUUCUCGAUAAAUUUUCUCAGGUCGUUUGCUUGAACAAAAUCCAGGCCUUUACACCAACGUAAUGAAAGAGAUUGAAAAGUACUUGUAACGCACAAUACUUAUUUUCCUGGGAUAUUCUUCUGGGUAAAAAGAAAUCUGAUAAAGUCUUGAUAAGAUAUUAUAUACCGUAUUAACCUUUUCUUACACUAAAAUGUUGCUUUCUGUCGGAUCCUUUUGUUACUUUCUUGAAAUUUUAAUUCCAACUAUUUUCAUUCAAAUAACUAAGCAAAUAUUUUGCCGAAAUAGCAACAAAUUGAAUGCAAUAUUUGUCGAAUAUUAAUUUGCAUCAUAUUUUUUUAUAUGAUAACCCUAAAAGGCAAUAAAUUGUGAUCCAGCUCAUUUGACCGGUUGUGCCUAUAGGUAAACUACAAGUGUUAAAAAAAUUAAUACUAGAAUACUAAUUUUAUAUAUUAUCAUAAUUAAUAAAAAAUGUCAGUCAAAGGUGCUAAAGAGAUAAUAUGAUAUGCGCAUUUUUUGUACAGAAGUCUAAGGACCGGUCAUAAGGACAAUUGAUGCUAGGGAUGAUCGAUAUAAGAAAAGAAUCGAUUUACAACCGAAUGAAACGAUUAGAUUUAGAAAAAAAAGUUUAAUUUGAAUGUCAUUUACAUACAUAUACCUUCGACGUUCGAUGUUUUAGAUUAUCUCUAAAUAAUACACACUGGGUUUUUUAAGUCACACACGUUAUUUUUUAUUGCUUGUUGUAUUGACGCUCAAAAUGUUUUAAGUUUAAUUAUAGUUAUGGAAGACUUGUUUUAAGAUUUGCCCGUUUAAAUUUGGUGAAUCGAACAGUGUAAAUAUUUAAUUUAAGAAUACUUGUGUGAAAUAUAAUAAUAUAUUGAUAAAUAUUAGUAAAUUGGUGCUUACUAGUCAAAAUUAUAUUAGCACAUACAUGUAGACACACGACUAUAAUUUUUGUAAACAAAGCGGCGUCUCUGGAAAGCAAAAUAUGAUAUUAAUGUAAUUUGUAGUUUUAAUAAAUACAUUGUAGGUGGUGUUCACAUUAUUCAACAUAGUUUAUUAUCUAUUUAAGUAGGUAUGUAUACAUUUUUGUAUAUUUCAGCUUUUUUUCUGCGUAAUUAAGUAGACGAGCUGCUUACCGCCCAUAUGAUGAUAAGCAGUUACUUGAAGUACCCCGAAGACACCAUAACGUGCAUUCCCCUUGAGAUAUUCUAUUCAGUCGUUUUAGUUACAUUAGAAUGAUUUUAUUGCCAUAAAAAAUUACGGAGCUCAUCGAGUUAGCAAGUUGAAUGACACGAGGUAUUCUAACAGAUGUCCCACCUGUCUCAAACCGUACACAAUUGUUUCACAGUCAAAUCAGGCAGUAUGUUAAUAGCUGUACGUGCGGAAAAACAUUGAGCUCUGCAAAAAAAAAACUGAACACCAGUCUUGUAGUAGGUAAAUCAUAAUGCGAGACUCAGUUAAAAUUUUCAAUGCAGUUUUUAAAUAUUAAGGUCGCCUAUUUAAUUUUUUAUAACCCUUUUAGGUGUAAUUUGUUCAUGUAUGUAUCAAUAUUUUUUUCCAUACUAUAGAUUUAACGUUAAACUGUGAAUGGCUGUAUAAAUUGGGAUUGUUAAGCUAUUGUAUGUAUAAUAUCUUCACUACACGAAAGCAAUGUUAUGUAUAACAUUAUAUUUUUGGAUUAUACUAUGAUAGACAUAAA